This is a messenger RNA of Aplysia californica (California sea hare), 378 nucleotides long. Its product is annotated as piggyBac transposable element-derived protein 4-like. Bases 1 to 378 code for a protein of 125 amino acids. Lineage: Eukaryota; Metazoa; Mollusca; Gastropoda; Aplysiida; Aplysiidae. The transcript has a single exon. The record is from RefSeq and is a predicted model, not a curated record.
AUGAAAGGUAAAAAGGUCGUCAAGACGAAGGGAGACCUGAAGGUGAUGACUAACAGGAAGCUGACCCAUAUCAAGUGGAUGGACAAGAAGGAGAUCAACGUGCUGACGACCAUCCAUGACGCCUCUUCACAGCGCACAGACCGUCAUGACAGAGAUGGCAACCUUGUAGACAAAUUCAAGGCUGUGAUUGACUACAAUAAAUACAUGGGCGCUGUGGACCGGUCAGACCAGAUGGUCCAGUAUAGUUCAUUCAAGAGACGGACUAUGAAGUGGUGGAAAAAGCUGUUUUUUCAUUUGUUUAUGCCGGCAGAAUUGAAUGUGUACCUUCUGUACAAGGCCACAGCAGCAGCAAACAGGGCGAGAUCCAUUAGCCACUGA